AAAUCGAUUGUUUGCCAAUUUCGGCGGCAGAUAUUUGUUUACAUUCCGGAAUUAAUUUCACAAGGACUGUAUUUCACUUCACACGAAGCACCAGGAAAAAAACUGUAGAUAAACCUGAAACUAAUAUAUGAAUACAUUUAUUAAGCGAUUUACAUAUAUUACAAAACAUUUCAAGUUAUUACAAAAUAUGGCAUUUGAAGCAAGAACACACGUAAAUGGCAAUAUGCUUAGACAAUUUGCUGGCCAAAAUGUCAGCAUAAUGUUGUGUGUUGAUAGUGAAGCCGGCACAAACUUAAUAGGUACUAGUACUGAUGAUCAAAAAGUUACCGUUCAGCUCUCGGAUUCCGUUGGAGCAUCAAAAGACGAUUGGAUUGAGGUAAUUGGCAAAGCAAUGGGAUCCACAAGUGUAAAAGCUAAAGAAGCCAUACUAUUCGGUGGCGAAAACAUUGAUUUCGACAAAGAAGGCUACAACAUGAUGGUCCUGUUUAUGAACAAUUGCAAAGAGAUUUAUCGUAGCGGCUGAUAAAUCCAUUUGUUUGACAUUAACUUAAAUUGAAUUGAAUAAUUAUAUUAAAGUAUUUAAGAUUAUUUUUAUAUGUAUUGAUCAAGUUUAUUGCAUCCGAAAUAUAAAUUGUUUAUUCUAUUGCCAAUACAAUGUUAAUAA
This is a messenger RNA of Musca domestica (house fly), 664 nucleotides long. RefSeq lists its product as uncharacterized. The record is from RefSeq and is a predicted model, not a curated record. Gene Ontology annotation, cellular component: site of double-strand break; nucleus; DNA replication factor A complex. Gene Ontology annotation, biological process: double-strand break repair via homologous recombination; DNA replication; nucleotide-excision repair. NCBI's taxonomy places the organism in Eukaryota, Metazoa, Arthropoda, Insecta, Diptera, Muscidae. Bases 128 to 523 code for a protein of 131 amino acids. Gene Ontology annotation, molecular function: single-stranded DNA binding; damaged DNA binding. The transcript is spliced from 2 exons.